Closterium sp. Naga37s-1 is the source of this 513-nucleotide messenger RNA. The record is from the annotation of a GenBank genome assembly. NCBI's taxonomy places the organism in Eukaryota, Viridiplantae, Streptophyta, Zygnematophyceae, Desmidiales, Closteriaceae.
AUGCCGAACCCCAGAGUGUUCUUCGACAUCACCAUUGGGGGAGCUCCGGCUGGCAGGAUAAUCAUGGAGCUCUAUAGUGAUGUUACGCCCAGGACAGCUGAGAACUUCCGCGCCCUAUGCACUGGCGAGAAGAACCGUCCUGGAAAGCUCCUUCACUUCAAGGGCUCUUCCUUCCAUCGCGUCAUUCCAAACUUCAUGUGCCAGGGAGGUGACUUCACACGGCACAAUGGUACCGGAGGGGAGAGCAUCUACGGUGAAACGUUUCCCGAUGAGAACUUCAUUAAGAAGCACACCGGACCUGGCAUUCUCUCCAUGGCGAACGCUGGCCCAAAUACCAACGGUUCCCAGUUCUUCCUUUGCACGGUGGCGACUCCGUGGCUUGAUGGGAAGCAUGUAGUUUUCGGCAGUGUAGUCGAGGGCAUGAACGUUGUCAAGGCAGUUGAGGCUGUUGGCACUGCUGGGGGUGCUACAAGGAAGCCUGUGGUCGUUGCUGACUGCGGCCAGCUAAGCUGA